AUGCGCCGUGUAGUAGUGACCGGCCUCGGAGCCAUCACGCCUCUGGGAGUCGGCGUAAGACGAACAUGGACUCGUCUACUCAACAGCGAAUGCGGCAUCGUCAGCGUCGCAGAUCUUGAGCCUCAAGCACGAUGGAAAGAGUUGACGAGCACAGUCUCUGGGUUAGUGCCCAGGGGCAAAGGAGAGGGAGUAGGGCAAUGGAGGGCGUCGGACUGGUUCAGUGCGAAUGAGCAGAGACGAAUGUCCAAAUUUACACAAUAUGCCGUCGCUGCGAGUGACAUGGCUCUUAAAGACGCAGGAUGGGAGCCCAAGGGCGCAGAGCAGCAGGAGGCAACUGGCGUGUGUAUUGGAAGUGGUAUUGGGAAUCUGGAUGAGAUUUAUGAGACCAGCUUAGUGCAUCACAAAGAUGGCUAUAAAAAGGUAUCGCCACUGUUUGUGCCCAAGAUCCUGAUCAACAUGGCUGCUGGACACAUCGCCAUGAAAUACGGCUUCCAGGGCCCUAACCAUGCUGCUACAACAGCUUGCACGACCGGCUCACACUCAAUAGGGGACGCAUCACGGUUUAUCGCAAUGGGAGACGCCGAUGUCAUGAUCGCAGGGGGUUCAGAGUCGUGCAUCCAUCCUCUAGCAUUCGCUGGGUUCGGCAGGGCAAGAUCCCUAUCGACGGCCUACAACGACAACCCCACAGCAAGUUGCCGCCCCUUCGACGCCGCUCGCAAUGGGUUCGUCAUUUCUGAGGGCGCCGCAGUGCUGGUCUUGGAAGAGCUAGAGCACGCCAAAGCACGAGGAGUUCGUAUCUACGCCGAGAUCAAAGGCUACGGCUGCAGCGGCGACGCUCACCACAUGACAGCACCGCGCAAGGAUGGACAUGGUGCAUUUCUUGCCAUGAAGAAGGCUCUCAAGAGCGCUGGGGUCAAGCCUCACCAGGUCGACUAUGUGAACGCCCACGCCACAGCAACCAACGUGGGAGACACAGCAGAAACAUCUGCUAUACGACGACUUAUGCUGGGUGAAGAGGGGCACCAGAAAGAGUCGGAUGUUACUGUUAGUAGCACCAAAGGCGCAGUAGGACAUUUGCUGGGUGCUGCUGGUGCCAUUGAGGCUCUAUUUUCUAUUAUGGCCAUUCACGAGGGAGUUGUGCCGCCAACAUUAAAUCUGGAGAAGCCAGACGUUGGUGCUGCCUUUAACUUUGUACCAAAUGAGGCACAAGAGAAGGCGGUUGGUGUAGCAGUGUCCAACAGCUUUGGAUUUGGCGGCACAAAUAGUUCGCUAGUAUUCGCCAAAUAUCAAUGA
Molecule: messenger RNA, 1293 nt
Organism: Fusarium sp. VM40
Lineage: Eukaryota; Fungi; Ascomycota; Sordariomycetes; Hypocreales; Nectriaceae
Source: the annotation of a GenBank genome assembly